Messenger RNA from Gossypium raimondii (Peruvian cotton), 878 nucleotides. Its product is annotated as ENTH domain-containing protein C794.11c. Lineage: Eukaryota; Viridiplantae; Streptophyta; Magnoliopsida; Malvales; Malvaceae. The coding region runs from base 13 to 801 and encodes 262 amino acids. Gene Ontology annotation, biological process: endocytosis. The transcript is spliced from 4 exons. The record is from RefSeq and is a predicted model, not a curated record. Gene Ontology annotation, cellular component: plasma membrane; clathrin vesicle coat; endosome. Gene Ontology annotation, molecular function: phospholipid binding; clathrin binding.
AAAAGAAAAACAAUGGGGAGUGUUGUUUUCCAUGAAUUCAAGAGACAAGCUUCUUUUUUCUUAAAAGAACAGAUCAAAACUGUAAGAUUGGCUUUAACAGAUGUUACACCAGUUGAAUUCUUAACUGAAGAAGCCACAGAUGGGAACAUGUUAUCACCAAAUGCAUGUAAACUGGCUGAAAUAUCAAGGGCUGCCUUUGAAGUUGAUGAUUAUUGGAGAAUUGUUAAGAUUUUACAUAAGAGGUUGUCCAAGUUUGAUGCAAAGAAUUGGCGAGCAUCCUACAAUGCUUUAGUAUUAUUGGAACAUUUGUUAACUCACGGUCCUUUAAGGGUUGCUGAGGAGUUUCAAGAUGAUGAACAUUACAUCAAGCAAAUGGCAAAUUUUCAGUACAUUGAUGAAAAAAGGUUCAACUGGGGACUGAGAGUGAGAAAAUUAUCGGAGAAAAUCUUGAAAUUACUUGAAAAUGAAUCAUUUCUCAAAGAAGAAAGGUCAAGAGCUCGACAACUAACAAUGGGGAUCAAAGGCUUUGGGAGCUUCAACAAUAUUUCGCCUUCAAAAGAUGAAAGUUUCAACUGGUUUAGCAACAAUGGAAGGUUUGGGUCUACGUUAUAUUUUGAUCAAAACGAUGAAGAGCAUUAUUUCUGGGAAUUUAAAGAGAAAUUAACUCCAUGGAAGCUUGAAGAAACUAAAGGUACUAAUAUGAGUUUAAAAAGAAGUAAAGAUGGAGAAUAUGAAAUGAAGAUGGAACAUCCAUUUUGCGAGCAUGAAAUGGAAGAUGUUUUAGAAUCAUUGCUUUCUUAAAUUAUGUGAAAAAAAAUAUGAAACUACAAAGACAGGUUUUGUUGUUGUUUUGAUAAUGCUAUGAUAGUGUUCCAAAA